AUGUCGUGGCGUGUGGUCGCUGCUCUGCUGCUGCCCUUGGCGGCCGCUGCCGGCGUCGAGGAGGUGACCUCCGAGGCGCAGUUCAAGAAGAUUCUCUCCGACAACCCUGCCGUCGUCGUCGACUUUUACUCGCAGACGUGCGGGCCGUGCAUCAUGAUGGCGCCCAUCUUCAAGCAGCUUGCGCGCGAGUACGAGGGCCGCCUCAAGCUCAUCAAGGUGGACGUGCAGCGCUCGGUUGGCCGGGUGGAACAACUUCCUCCUUAA
Molecule: messenger RNA, 264 nt
Organism: Emiliania huxleyi CCMP1516
Lineage: Eukaryota; Haptophyta; Isochrysidales; Noelaerhabdaceae
Exons: 3
Coding region: 1-264 (87 amino acids)
Source: RefSeq, a predicted model, not a curated record